UUCGGACUAAAGCCAACCCACAUCGGCACCCUACAAUUUCUGCUCUCCGCAUGCAGAGGUAGGGAACCCCAUUGCUGCUCCCCGCACUGUAGGAUGUUGCUGAAACACAAGUCACCUCACUGUUAAGACAAAAGUUUGACAAACCGCAAAGCUCAACGAUGAGGGACCGACUGAGCAACAUGCAGCAGUUGUCCACUAAUUACGUGGAGCCGAUGGAGUACGCCGAUUCGGGCACGUCGGACACCCUGAGUAAUGUGGACCUGGAGGAUGAGCUUCCCCAUGAGGCAGUUGUGUUCGACAACAGCCCCGCUUUAUCUAAGAUUUUUGAGCAGGCGCAGGACAUCCACAAAGACAUCCAGCUCAUUCGUCUGGAGGUGAAAAGGCUCCGGGAGCAGAACUCUCGCAUGUUCCAAGGUGUAACCACCAUGAGCACUAUCAAAAAGGACGCGAACGCCAUCGGCGCUGAUAUUAAAACAAGGGCCGAGCGCGUGUUGUCGAACCUGCGGAACAUGGACAACACGGCCUACAAGCUAGAAGAAGUGCACGGCCCCAAUUCUGCAAUCACGCGCAUUGCCCGAACCCAAUACGCCUGCCUUAGCAAUGGUUUCCGUGACGCCAUGUUUGACUAUAACGAGGCCGAAAUGAGUCACCGAGACAACUGUAAAGCGCAAAUCCAAAGGCAGAUGGAGAUUGUAGGGCGGGAGGUGACAGGCGAGGAGGUUGAGGAGAUGAUAGAGAAAGGGCACUGGAACACCUUCACCGACAACAUCAUGGCGGAAGGCAAGACAGCUCGCACGGCUCUGUCCCAGAUCGAGAAGCGCCACCAAGAGCUGGUGGACCUGGAGAACCGCAUCAAGGGCGUUCACGAGAUCUUCCUGGAUGUCGCUCUGCUGGUGGAGGACCAGGGUCCCAUGCUGAACUCCAUCCAGACCAACGUUCAGAAAACGGACGAAGUCUUGCAGGAAUCGCUGGUCAAACUCGGCAAGGCCAAACGUCAUGACAGGAGCAAUCCAUUUAGACAGAUGUUUUGUAGUUGCUUCCCAUGCUUUAACUAGCUCGAGGCAUGAAAGCACAUUGAUUGUACAGGAAAUGUUCCAGGGACCACCUGCAAUAGAUGAUAAUCCGCUUUACAGAUUGGCGGGGUGGUGUAUAAGGCUAGGUUCAUACUACAGGUCUUAAUGCACAAAUCCUAUUUUUUGUCAUAUCUGUUUUUUGGCGUGUCCGUUCAGACUGUCUUUGUCAAUUUAGCCCGUUCAAGUAUCACGCAUCCGCACUAAUUCGCAGUCCGAGAUGCGCUCAGCAAAGUGACCCACAUGCGCGAAAGAAUCAAAACAAAUUUCACAUGCUAGCUGUUUGUCAUUACAGGGUGAUCAUAUUUUGAAUUCCAAAAAGAGGACACAAAUAACAGACACUAAUAAUCCCUGUUUAGUUUUAUUUUUAAAGUUUAUAUGGACUGAUAGAACGCAUGCACGCACACACAUAAGCCUUGAUGUGUGUGCGUGAAAUGACGUGGGUGCGUCAGUUUGCUCUGACUGCCAUGUGUGCAAUAAUGAAAUAUUGCUCAUUCGGCACACAGAAUGAAAAUCGAAAAAUGUCAGGAUUAUCCUUUUCUUCAUUUUAUUUUUUUAUGACUGUGGUCAAGCCCACUUCGUGCUUAAAAGCAGAGUUCAAGCUAGGCGCUAAUGCCUGCAUCGCUGCCGUCCUCCGUGCCUCUUGCUCUUUGCUGACGUACUGUACUUGCUGCAUGAAUUCUGAUUUGGGACUCUUGACAGUUCGGACCGCUAGCCACAUUCUGGAAAAAUGAUCGGAUCAGAUCGGAUUUGAACCACAUACGAAAGUGACUCAGAUCGGAUUUGAAAUGGUCCACUUCUAUGUGAGUUGUCACGUUCAGACCGUCACGUUAAUGCCACACUCGAGUCGGAAAAACACGAAAAAAAAUCUGAUUCGUGCAUUAAGACCUGUAGUAUGAACCUAGCCUUAAGUUUCUGAGUGUUUUAAAGUUCUGUUAGCAGUCAAUACUGUACUUCAGAAUUUCAACUACAGGAUUAAUCAAGUAUAUUUUACCAAACAAAUCAAUCAAUCAACUCCUUUCCUACAUGUGAGAGCAGUACAAUAAGUAAAUGUACUCCAAACCCCCCCAAAAUCCAAUCAACCAGAGGUGUCCAAACUAUUCCACAAAUGGCCGCAUUAACAUGGGUCCAAACCCAUUAAGAGGACACCUUUUCACCAACCUGGUGUUUUACAAGUGUAAUCGGUUGAUUUGAUUUUAAUAUGUUUAAGCAGGAACUUCAUUGGUUAAAGCCAGGGGUGCCCAAGUCCGGUCCGUCGAGAAUCCCUAUCCAGCUUGUUUUCCAUGUGUCCCUCCUCGAACACACCUGAUCAAAUAAUCAGGAUCGUGAUCAGGCUCCUGCAGAGCUUGCUGAUCAUUUGAUUCAGGUGUGUUAAAGGAGGGAGACAUGGAAAACAAGCUGGAUAGGGGCUUUCGAGGACCAGACUCGGGCACUCCUAGGUAACCUGUCUGUGCUCGAUUGGUAGGAACAUAAAAACAGGACCCACAUCGACCCUUGAGAACUGGUUUGGGCACCUAUGCAAUGGACUGUUACAUCCUGCUAAUGCUAAUUGCUCUUAUGGUGUCGAGAAACUUCUACACACAUUGAUAUCACCACGACAUAAAAAACGACUCAUUUCCUUAACAUUUUUAUUGUUAAAAACAAGUUAAACACUCAACAACUCAACCAGUUGCUCCUCAAUUUGUACGACAAGCUUCCUCAUUUAAUCUUUGUGGAUAUGCUAAAUCUCUAUUGAUUGGCACGCGAUCCUUGAUAUUGACCAAAGAUCGGCCCUGUUUUCAGAACAACCCUUCAGACAAAUGAAAAAUCCCUGUUAAUCCACAUUAUACUGUAGAUUAAUCAGGAUAAUUUUUCAGACAUCCUACAAUCCGUCAUUUUAGUGUUUCCAUAAUAGGAAACUGGAGCUUACUAAUUAAACGCUGGGCUAAAAAUACUUGAGUGAUUGUGUUCAGACAUUUUUAUGAACGUGACAAGUACCUGAAACCAGGAAGCGAAAAGGCAUUUCUAUGUAAGUCAUGAUAAUACCGCAACCUCAUGUUCUCAUGAGUUUGUGUGAACAUGUUGUAUAUCUCUUGACUUGUAAAACAUGUUUCCAAGAAAACAAAUCUCAUACAUAUACUGUACCACCAUUAAAUUGACUUAGCAUUACAUCCCUACCCGAUUAAAAGCAUGUAUCCACAUCAGUUUUUGUAUUAAAAAUGCAUGUCAAUUUACUGUCAUUCUUGAUCUUUUUUGUGUAAAUGCACUGUAAAAAUGUUUUUGUAGUUGGCACUAGAUUGAAGAAAAUUGUUUACAAUGUGCAUUAUGAUGUCUUUUAUCCCAAUUGACAAUUAAAUUAUUGCUGCCUGAUGAUCACAAACUUUGUUUUUACUCUAAACUGCACAAAAUUUUAACGUUGUUACGUGUCAUAGCAAUGGA
This is a messenger RNA of Corythoichthys intestinalis (scribbled pipefish), 3488 nucleotides long. It is a transcript of the gene stx11b.1, whose product is annotated as syntaxin 11b, tandem duplicate 1. Gene Ontology annotation, cellular component: presynaptic active zone membrane; synaptic vesicle; plasma membrane. NCBI's taxonomy places the organism in Eukaryota, Metazoa, Chordata, Actinopteri, Syngnathiformes, Syngnathidae. Gene Ontology annotation, biological process: synaptic vesicle fusion to presynaptic active zone membrane; intracellular protein transport; exocytosis. The record is from RefSeq and is a predicted model, not a curated record. Gene Ontology annotation, molecular function: SNAP receptor activity; SNARE binding. The transcript has 2 exons. Bases 159 to 1055 code for a protein of 298 amino acids.